CCCGGCGAUUGUCUGGUGUUGACCGUGUUGCUGAACCUGCUGCCAAUUCUGCUCCCCGUGUCCCACGCUUGUUUGCCGGAUUACAGAUAUCUUCCAUCUCCGGGCGCAGGCUGCCCCAUCGCGAUACUUGUGUCUUCCUGUCUCCUACGCCAUGUCCAAUCUAUUUAGUUUCAAGCCACCGGCCUCCUCGGGAGCUCCAAGUGGUGGCUUGUUUGGAUCUGCUGGUGCUACAUCGAAUACUGGCUCUAGCGGUAGCGGACUCUUUGGAAAUAUAGGAGCAAGCGCAAGCGGCACCUCUUCGCCGUCCUUUGGGACUACAUCUGGCCCUGGCCAAGGCUCCUCUCCAUUUGGUGCUGGUGCCGGCAGCGGUAGCGGUGCUCCCACGUUUAGCUUUGGAAAUUCGACUGCCGGUGCGACUUCCGGUACACAAUCGCCGUCUCUGUUUGCUACUGGAUCACAAACACCUAACAAACCGACGGAGACGCCUGCACCAGGCUCAACCGCGCCCGGCGGAUUAUUUGGCGGCGCUAGCAAGCCUGCUGGAGGUGGUCUUUUUGGAGCCGCCACGGCAACUCCUGCGUCAUCUGGCACAAGCUCACUCUUCGGCGCUCAACCCUCAACUACCCCUGCCGGUCCUCCGCCACAAGGAAACACCCCAGCCCAGGGUCAAUCUCUCUUCGGGCAGCAAAAACCUGGGGGGCUUUUCGGAACAGCUACAACCUCAUCGGGAUCCCAGCCUUCUUCUAUGGCUCCCUCUACGUCAACCCCGUCACUCUUUGGAGGUGCCGGGCAGUCUACUGGAAGCAGCCUUCUCAAACCAACUACACAGGGAACACCGGGGAGUGCUCCGUCUUCCACUGCUGCUGGUGGCGGCUUAUUUGGAAAUUCUGGUGCGAGCAAGCCAACUGAGUCAACGACGACAACGACAAGUGCAGACAAUGCCGCGAAGCCACUCUUUGGAACCGCACCCGCCUCUGGCACACAAACGUCCACACUUUUCGCCCCAGCAUCAUCUGGUGCGGAUUCUGCGCCGAAGCCCGCUUUCCCCUCUCUCGGCAAUACAUCAAAUACUCAGACCACUGCAUCUACUGCUACUCCGCAAAAGCCUCUUUUCUCCCUUGGUGGGCCUGCAUCGUCCGCCACUUCUUCAUCGACACCAGCCGCUGCUCCUUCCGGUGGUCUAUUUGGCGGUCUUGGUGCUCCGAAGCCUGCAGAGACUUCAACAACACAGCCUGCAGCCCCUACAGGGGGGUUGUUUAACAAGCCCGCCGAGACUACGACUACCCAACCUCCAAGCACAUCUGCAACCACCACCACAACCGGUACUGACACCAAACCAUCGCUGACUGCGACGUCCGGAGCUACCACAACAUCUACCACCCCCGCAGCCACUGGCUUGGGCAGCACCACGACAACUGGGGCUCCCGCUCUCGGCGCAUCGACUGCUGGUCCGGUUCCUCCAGCUCAAUCGCGUCUAAAGAAUAAGACUAUGGAUGAGAUUAUCACUCGAUGGGCGACUGAUUUGACUAAAUACCAGAAGGAUUUCCGGGAACAGGCUGAGAAGGUUGCCGAAUGGGAUAGGAUGCUUGUCGAAAAUGGUACCAAGGUGCAGAAACUGUACGGCAGUACUGUGGAUGCCGAGCGUGCUACGCAGGAAGUUGAGCGCCAGCUUGCAUCUGUUGAGGGACAGCAAGACGAACUGACCUCAUGGCUCGAUCGCUACGAGCGCGAAGUCGAUGAAAUGAUGUCCAAGCAAGUGGGCCCUGGCGAGGCUCUUCAAGGCCCUGAUCAGGAACGUGAGCGAACUUACAAACUUGCUGAAAAACUUUCCGAACGUCUCGACGACAUGGGCAAAGACCUCACCAGUAUGAUCGAAGAGGUCAACGGCGCCUCGUCUACGCUGAGCAAAACCAACAAGGCCGAUGAGCCGAUUUCUCAAAUCGUUCGCAUCCUCAACUCGCAUCUCUCUCAGCUGCAGACCAUCGACGUGGGCACCACCGAACUUCAGGAGAAGGUUGCUGCUGCGCAGAAAGCUGGACAGUCGAUGUCCACACGCUUCGGGCACGGGUACAGCAUGUCAGGCAUUGGGAAUGGAAGUGCUGCUGAUGACUUUUACCGCUCUUACAUGGGACGUCGGUAAACAAGUUCCAUUGAUGUUCGAUUGUCUUUUUGAUGAAUACUAGGAGGAUAGUUCUAGGUAGGGAUGUGCAUGACGGACCGAUUUAUUGUGCAUGGUGACUGGAACUUACUAUUUACGGUGCUUCGUUCAAUAUGAAGGCUAUUGUCGGGGAGUCUAUACAUUUAGGCCUAAUGAUAUCUUAUUUUCUCUCGCAACGGAGCCGUCAGAUACCGAGUGGUGAAUUGAGAAGAGUGUCAAUUAUGUAGAAUACAUGAGGCAAAUACACCAGCGCUAGAUAAUGCGAUGAUAUGGACAGCGCAACUAGCGGGAUAUUCUUCACCUGCUAGCACCGACAACUUCAGCCUGGUUCGGGUUCAGAGAUAGCCGGGUAUAAAGAUCUAUUUCUUGUCCUGGGUGAAUUCGUCA
Molecule: messenger RNA, 2545 nt
Organism: Aspergillus versicolor CBS 583.65
Lineage: Eukaryota; Fungi; Ascomycota; Eurotiomycetes; Eurotiales; Aspergillaceae
Product: putative nucleoporin Nsp1
Exons: 4
Coding region: 152-2140 (662 amino acids)
Biological process (GO): RNA export from nucleus; protein import into nucleus
Cellular component (GO): nuclear pore central transport channel; nuclear pore
Molecular function (GO): phospholipid binding; structural constituent of nuclear pore
Source: RefSeq, a predicted model, not a curated record